CGCGGGUAGCUAGUGGGCCAUACUGUGUGUUGAGGUGCUGUGCCAUGUGAGCAUAUACCGUAUUGUACGCAGUUCUGAGCGCCAUCUUGAAAGACGCUGUUCGGGAUCCUUUCUUGACGUUAGAGAAUGCGUCGAAAUGUCCUACCCGCCAUCUCCAGACGGCAUGGAGAUAGGAUGCGGCUCCGAUUCUCCAGCAGCUCUCCGCGAGAGUGGUAAGCGUCUCGGCAAACAAGCCGGACUUCGUAACGGUGUGGUCGUACAUAUCUUCCGCCAGCGCCCACAGCGGCGUAGGAACUCUCGGUAGGGUCAGACUGAAUACAGCAAAUUCGAUCUCCUCAGGGCGAAUGGCUCCUGGGAGCCAUGGAUGUAGCAAGAUGUCCCGAAGACGAAGACUUCCAAAUUUGCGCGCGACUGCUCAAAACUCCGGCCAAGAGACAGAAGCCCACAAGUAACACGAGGAUCCGGGGGGCGUUUGGAAGGACGCGAAACCCCCGGGUCAUACAAUCUUUAAGUAAGCGCGAGUGAUCGCGGCCGGAAAGCGACAGAAAGAAGCAACAUGCAGGCGGAGGGAAACGAGGACGGCAGUGGCAGGAGAAUGCCCAAGAACGAGAUGCAAAGCAGGGGAGAAGGAGAGCAAGAAGCAAAACAAGGUUGGAAGACAGUGGUCCGAGGAAAGCAACACGCAAGCAAGAGCGAUCAAGUCGGGGAAAAAGACUGGCACACACACCAAGGACUGAAAGGGAAACCGGCGGGGAACGAUGCACGGAGUACUUCGACCUAUGCAAACAGGAAAACAAAGACCCAGACAGAGACAAAGCGACCAAGCCGAGCGAGACCAGGGGACCCAGACACAGGAGAUGGGGCGAUGGUUUUUGCCCAGCUACGCUCAUACAUCCGGAACAAAGCACCAAAGGAAUUCGUGACGCACACGGUGCUGAGGCUGAAGGAACUAGCUAAAGAGAGGCGAUUCCAAGAUCUUCUCAAAAAAAGCAACAAACAAGAAGCAACGGUGCAGGAGAAGGAGAAGCUGAGAGAGCAAUGGUCAGAUGAGCUAUCGGACGGAGAACAAGAGAGAUACCAAGGAUUGAUCAGCUGCUGGGACUGUGCCAAGGACCAUCACAUCGAACGGCUGGGUGGAUUGUUAGAGGCAUCGCUACACAAAAAUGAGAUUGACCAAGAUGAAUUAGAAAUACGACUGCGGCAGUUCACUUUCAUCAAUGACCCCACAACGAGCAAGGAAAAAAAUAAGGGCCAGGACACCAACACAUCUUUCAAGGACGUCGUAUCAGGCACCGACAAUAAGUGGCCAACCGCAACGGAAGGAGAGAAGGUGUACCAAAAAUGGUAUGAACUCUGCAUGAGACCAGCAGAGCCAAUAAGAGUCCUACGUGAAAUGACGGACGAGGAAAAGCAAGCAAUCGAGAUGAUAUUAAAUCACCAGCUAGAAGUGCCGAUACCGCCAAGGUUCCUGAUCCAGAUCAUGGACGCAAGGGAGCUAGCGGUUUUCACAGACCUCUUCAUGGCAAUUGAGUACCCGCUAGUGGUCACAGUGACCUUCAAAGGGAAACAUACCGCCAUGAAAUGGGUCGGAUGGGGAAUGUUUCUGGGGAUGAGAAUGCUCACAUUGGUGGACUACGAAACGCAGAGGGAGGAUGCGAAAACCAAAAACACCCUGAUCAAACUGGACUUCUACCGAUUCACGAUCGCAGUGAAGCGAGGAACACUCACAUCGUCUGAUUUGUACUGGGUACUUACACACAAAUUAGGACUCAAAGUACAAGCGCUGGCGCAUGUGGAAACCGGAGGGGGAAAUAUAAAUGACAAACAGUGGAGAGUCAACAUCAAGGCAGCAGCUUGCCCGGGAGAGCUCCGCAGGAUGUCAAUGAUGGUGGUGGAUGACGCCUUCCUGACGAUAUACCAUCAUGAAGUCAACACACACUGGCCAUGCUCUCAAUGCGGAGCGCUGGAACACUCAGGACGUUUUUGCAGGACGCCGCCGGAGCGCAUAAAGGUCACCCAACAAAACCACUCAAUGCAAAUAGACGGCAAAUUGCCGUCGAAGAGAGGGAAAGGAAGCAGGGACUACGUCAGCAGAGAGCGUCCGGUCACCAUUGAGCAACUACUAGAGCAAGUUUCAGAACGGAAGCCCAGAUCCUAUGCGAAAAAAGAGGAACAGUGGAGGGAGAACGGAAAAGACAGCUCGAAAGAGAAUAAGAGGCCGACUUUACCAACAGAAUGGGAGCAAGCAAGGAGCACAUCAGGAGAUUCAGGAGAGAGCAGCAGAAAGGAAGAUGUUCCACAAGAUAGAGAGGAGGAGCAGAACACAAUGAGGGCACACGAAGAAACUGAAGGGGAGGCACCGGUGCAAGACAACAAACAGGAAACCUUGGAAGCUAGCUGCGACUUGGACGAGGGAAUGGAGGACGCUGCAAUGAGCGAACACGAAAACUCCGAAACAGGACCAGCAUACAGCUGCGGUUACCCCAGCACGACUCACGAUCCACAAGCGAAAGCACACGAAACACAUAACGCAGUGCAAGAGGAGACGAAGGAACAGACAGGACACCAGGGCUCGGACACACGCAGAGAGGGACGAGAACCGAAGCAGAAAUCCUCCUCUCCCAAAAGACAACUGUCCGAAAAUUGGAAGCUCCAUGGGGACAACGAGAGAGAUCGAACCAGUAAAGCAGCCAAAAAGGAUUUGACCAACGUGGCAGACGAGUUCAAGGUACACAAAGAGGAAUGCGAAGCAGCGCUCGCAGCAGCAGGGAAAGGAGUUACCAAGCAAGCUGCAGACACGGAGAAGCUCAACACAGGCAAUCACUACCAGGCGGUCACGUACGAUCCCGAGCGAUAUCAAACAUACACAGAUCAGUGGAAGGAGCUCACAGAACGGAGGAACAUCAUACUGAUCAAAUAUGGAGGGAGAGCGUUAGAUGCAGAACCGUUCGAUGGGGACAAGACAGCAAAAGCUGCUACUAAGGAGCUCAAAUCCAUCCGCAGAGCAGACAAAGACGCCAACGCUAAAGGACAAGAAUCGAUAAAUGAGAAUACUAGAGUAGACGAAGGCAACACAACACAAAACUUUGGAGAGAAAGAGAAGCAAAAAGAGCCCAGCGGUAGCUGCCACGAAUGGAUGGACCAAGACCGCGCUACAGCUGACGUGGAAGUGCAAAAGAAACAGCAAAUAGCGACAAUCACGGUGGGCGAGGCAAGCAAGUCGACAACAACAGCAAUCCGCAGCGCACCGACGGCACACUAUCCACCCAGCGUUACAGCACCAAGCGCAAUGAAGGCGCCACGAAACAAGGAAGGGAUCGCAGAUCAAGAUGCCAAGAUAGCGCACGGGUCAGUGCAACCACCCAAGGAGACAACUGAUGGAAGGACAAACUAA
Phytophthora infestans T30-4 is the source of this 3394-nucleotide messenger RNA. RefSeq lists its product as uncharacterized. The transcript has 4 exons. NCBI's taxonomy places the organism in Eukaryota, Oomycota, Peronosporomycetes, Peronosporales, Peronosporaceae. The coding region runs from base 557 to 3394 and encodes 945 amino acids. The record is from RefSeq and is a predicted model, not a curated record.